This is a messenger RNA of Porites lobata, 1281 nucleotides long. The record is from the annotation of a GenBank genome assembly. Lineage: Eukaryota; Metazoa; Cnidaria; Anthozoa; Scleractinia; Poritidae.
AUGAAAUGUCCUUUGCAUGGCAAAGAGUUGCGACCUUACCAAUGGACAAGUGAUAUUUCUGGAAAGCACAAGGAAAAUGGCAGGCUCAUUUUUGACUACAUGGGCAAUAUUAUCCUUGUUCAAAGAAUCUACCUUUGUGUACACGGCAGAAUGAGCCAUAAACUUCGCUCAACCACCCCUGAUAUUCACGAGACCUUGCCAAAGUAUAUUCAAGAAUAUUUUCCAGCACAAUUGUUUCUGCGUUGUGGCUUCACGAAAGCGUUAAUUAAUUUAAUUGAAACAGAUAUAACAAAAGGAGUGAACUUUUUCCAAAUAAGCGAGGGGUUAGCGUCCCUUAAUUUCAGGGAGUUUUCUCGGAGAAAUCGAAUCUAUGUAAGUGCCACCUUAAAUUCAACGGCUGUUGACGUCGCAUCCAAUUCUUCCGACUUUUACAGUAACCCUAUUUAUUCUUUUCCAAGCAGUGACCAGAUCAUACGAUUUUUUCUGGCGUCAUUUGAAAAGAAAAAGCUUCUUUACUCCGAAGCCAUGGAAAGCUUACCCUCAUCAAUCUUGUCUUGCGAUCACACUUUUAAAAUAAGCCGUAAUGUCGGGUUGGUCAGGGAAGCAGACAGUAAAUUUGUGACCCAGUUCAAGCAGUUAUUUGUUUCGUUAAACGAAAUUGGAGAAGUUGUUGCGUGGAAAUUGACUAAGUCUACCGCUUUAAGCGAAGUUGAAGACCUCCUAAUUGACCUGAAAAAACGGAACUUGGUUAAGGGAAAAACACUAAAGCUUGUUUGUGUUGACGAUUGCUGCCAUGUUCGGAACAAAUAUGAAAAAAUAUUUCCUGGAGUAGACGUCAAACUUGAUUUGUUUCAUGCUUGUCAGAGAAUAACAAAGACCUUCACGAAAGGCAAUGCCUUGCACAACGACAUCACCAGAGACUUUAUACAGAUUUUUAGAGAUAACAAUGACCUCGGUGAAACGCGAACUAAACAUACCCCAAGUGAAGAACAAAUCGAAAAAAAUCUUAAUUCCUUUCAUGAUAGAUGGAUUAAUGUUCCAAGCAGCCCUUUAACAAGCGCAACACAAACAGAAUUGGAGAACCUGCGUCAGCACAUUAGGAAAGGGUGCCUAUCGUGCAUACCUCCAGGCUGUGGAACUGAACGCAACGAACAACUCCAUCGGCUUCUUAACAGAUCAAUGAUCACUGGAGCCAGUAUAAUAUCAGUCGAACUAGCAAUAGCUCUAUUGACUGUAAUCUUUUACAGCACAAUAAAAAAAAAUUUCCGCGUUAAAACAUGA